Molecule: messenger RNA, 253 nt
Organism: Schistosoma guineensis
Lineage: Eukaryota; Metazoa; Platyhelminthes; Trematoda; Strigeidida; Schistosomatidae
Source: the annotation of a GenBank genome assembly
AUACCUUCUUUAAGUCGGUCACCUUCAGCAUGUGUUUUCUUAAUUCGUUCAGACCCAGCUAGGUCGACUAAAUGUAAUUUAACUGUUAAUGUACCUCCUGUAUUCUCCCCAUCCAUCUCUGUUAUCUUUGGCCGCAACAAAAAACAUAGAGUAAGAAUGGCAUGACUGCGACUGGAUCUUAAAUUCCGCCCCCCCGUACUCGCAACGCUUCUUUUUGUUGAGCCACAGCGAAGAAGAUAAAGAACUUCUUCCG